This is a messenger RNA of Rhinolophus ferrumequinum (greater horseshoe bat), 765 nucleotides long. Its product is annotated as methyltransferase-like protein 17, mitochondrial. Gene Ontology annotation, cellular component: mitochondrial small ribosomal subunit. The coding region runs from base 100 to 756 and encodes 218 amino acids. Gene Ontology annotation, molecular function: methyltransferase activity; structural constituent of ribosome. The transcript has 7 exons. The record is from RefSeq and is a predicted model, not a curated record. Lineage: Eukaryota; Metazoa; Chordata; Mammalia; Chiroptera; Rhinolophidae. Gene Ontology annotation, biological process: translation.
UUCAGAAUCUGGAGAACCUUAUGUUCCAAGUGUCUUUUUCAGAUAGUUUCUACCUGUAUCACCCAAGGCAAGUGGCAAUGUGUAGAGUAUGCCAGCUAAAUGCGGAAUUUGGCAGAUGGAAAAGUGUGGCCUCGGCUUUGCAACCCAGCAGUACAGUUCAAUGUGGUGGUCUCAGCCUUUUCCCUGAGUGAACUGCCCAGCAAGGCUGAGCGCGCUGAGGUCGUUCAAACCCUGUGGCACAAGACAAGUAAUUUUCUGAUACUGGUGGAGAAUGGAACAAAAGCUGGGCACUGCCUGCUCAUGGAAGCCAGGGACCUCGUCCUUAAGGGAAAGGAGAAGUCACCUCUGGACCCUCGACCAGGUUUUGUCUUUGCCCCAUGUCCUCAUGAACUUCCGUGUCCCCAGUUGACAUCCUCUGAGCCCCUUGCCUGUAGCUUUUCCCAGGCUUACCACCCCGUCCCCUUCAGCUGGCAGCCAAAGGAGGAAAAGUUCUCGAUGGUGAUCCUUGCCCGAGGGUCUCCAGAGGAGGCUAAUCGCUGGCCCCGGAUCACUCAGCCUGUCCUUCAACGGCCACACCAUGUGCAUUGUCACCUGUGCUGUCCAGAUGGGCAUAUGCAGCAUGCUGUGAUCACAGCCCGCCGACACGGCAGGGAUUUGUAUCGCUGUGCCCGUGUCAGCUCCUGGGGAGAUCUUUUACCUCUGACCACACCGUCUGAGCUUCCUCCGGCCGCUAUUAUAGAUCCCCCUGAGAGCUGACAAGGAUGU